Messenger RNA from Bombina bombina (fire-bellied toad), 6722 nucleotides. It is a transcript of the gene MIPOL1, whose product is annotated as mirror-image polydactyly 1. NCBI's taxonomy places the organism in Eukaryota, Metazoa, Chordata, Amphibia, Anura, Bombinatoridae. The transcript has 14 exons. Bases 260 to 1510 code for a protein of 416 amino acids. The record is from RefSeq and is a predicted model, not a curated record.
GGGAGGAGCAGUAUGUUAGUGAUGUGGGCAUAUGCUGAGUGAGAGCAGAAGAUAGAUUCAUUGGACAGUUUGCUUGAUCUCACCAAAACAGAGAGCAUCUAUAUUCUCUGUGAGUUUCUGACAAGCGUGAAGUACAUCGGUGCCACAUUUGUGAGGAGCGAUAAAAGAAGCGUCACCUCAGAUUACCAGUUUAAGAGCGGCCUUUAUUCUACCUGUGAAGUUGAAGAAAGUGCCAGUUCAAACAUCUGCAGUCUUAGGAAUGGAGAACUUCUUGGAAGAUGGAGAUUCCAAAAAGACAGAAAACCUAAAUCCUGGUCAAGGACAACAUCAACUACAGAUCGAGCUCAAAUGCACUGGUCUAAAGAACAUGCCUACACCAAGUCCAAGAAGCUUCUCUUUUCCAAGAAUAGGACUUCAGGAACAAAAUGAAGGUCUUAAAGCAAAUCUUCCGUCCUGCGACAGGCCAGGAUCACUGCACAACUCUGACCAUCAGGCCGCUUGCACUGUUGAAGGGGGGGAACACAACCUGGCAGCAAUGGCAAAGGAGCUGGAUUAUCUGCGACAGGCCAAUAAAAAGCUUCAGGAAGCACUGAUGACCAGAGAGCGAGAGCUGGAGACAUUGAAGCUGGAUGCAGAACUACAAGAACAGGCUGCAGAGGCCAGGAUUGCAGAGAAGACGGCAGGCUUGGUGGAAGAGGUAUAUCGUGCUCAGCGUGAGAGGGAUGAGGCAGUGAUGGCCCGACUCAGACUUGCCAAUGAGGAGCGUGAUGAAGCUCUUUUACGAGUUCAACAGUUUAAACUCUACCUAAAAGAGUUGGAAGAUAUUAGCUCAGAAGAAGGAGACUCAUCACUACAGGAAUUGCUGUGCAGAUUGUGGGAAGCAAAUGGCAGCACUGCCAUCCAGCAAAAUGGAAACCUUAUUCUUGAGCUAAUCAGAAAGAGUCGCGAACGACGAGAUGAAAUCACUGCCGAUGAAAUGGGAGCUGUCAUCAGAGAGAGAGAUUCAGCGCGUGCUCAGUGCAAACAUCUGGAAGAGGAGCUUCAUCUUCUGAGAGAGAGUAAACAGACUUCUGAGGAUAUUGUGACUACAGAGAAGACGCUUGAGCCUCCGUGCAAGGCUGAGCUGACCUUUCUUCAGAGUGAUCAAGACAAGGUGAUUGAAAACUAUAAACAGCUUGAGGAAGAACUACAGACCCUGCGUGUUUACUACAGCUUGCACCAAUCUUUGACUCAAGAAGUAAACCUAAAAGAACAAUAUUCCAAGGCAAUAACAAUUUAUGAAAAUGCUCUGAAGAAUCGCGAGGAGCUGCUUAGUAUCAUCCAGCAGCAGAACCAUCAAUUGUGUUUCCAACUACAACAAGCCCAGGGACAGAACGCUGAGAUACAGGAAUCACUACAAAGGGCCACUUCAAGCCAACGAGAGGCAGAAGAGAAGGUGCACAAGUUAGAGCGGCUGGUAGAUGUAUUAAGAAAAAAGGUUGGGGUUGGAAACGUCCGAACUGUGAUUUGAAGUUCACGAUUAGGAGUGAGUCUUUCACAUCUGUUGGACAGACUGAUCUCUCACUGAGAUGUGCAAAUAGGACAUUAUCAAACAGCCACCUGCCCAGAUGGAGGAGGAGGAGGAGAGAUUUGUGGGAAAAGAAAGGAGAAAAGUUUGGAAAAUGGGAACUUUGCUUGACCCUGUCAGAUAAUUCAAUAAUUAAAUAAACUGCCCUCUCCUCUCAAACUGGAUCCUCUGUAUAGGUCAAUAAAUCUGUGCACAUAGAUACUGUAUACAACUGCCAUUUCUACAGUUUACGUUUCUGCAUUUGCAUCUGAAAUAGUUUUUUCUUCUACAGGAAUGCACUAUUAUGUUUAGUAAACACAAUUACAUGAAAUAUAAAUGUCAAAGGAACAAUACUUUUUGCAAAAUAGAUGUUUGUUCGAGAAAAAAAAAAUUCUAAUCAACAAAAUUCCUUUAUAUGUGAAAUGAAAAUUAGCCCUAAUAGGCAGUUUCUCUCUGUGCCACCCCACACACAAGUGUUGGAUUUUAUUACCAACUGAAUAUUAUAGUUGGUUAUUUUACUGUCACAGGGACAUAUGUACAUAUUCUGCACUUGCCCAUAGCACCCAGAUUUAAAUAAUGCACCCACCCACCUUUUCAUAGAGCAGAUAGUAGUUAGUAUAACACAAACUGAGUUAUUGCUUACAUGUCAGAUGCCAGCUGGGCCCUUUUGAUAAUGUGGUGUUGGAAUCUGGCUUCAGUGAGUUUGCGCAGCAUAUGAAUAAAUGUACCUGAAACCGUAUAAACUUAUUUUUUGCGUUUUUGAUAAUACAACUAUAUUGCAUUCAUGUACGUUUACAUUUUGGCUAUUAUACUUCUUUAAAUAUUCCAGCUGUGGAUUCUGGGUGUCUUGUCUUUUAAGCUACAAAGACUAUAGGAUACAUCUAUUAUAAUCAUAUUACACAAGUAGGAUGGUAUACUGAUAUUUGCACUGCUAUCCUAUAUGACCAUUAGACAGUUUACACAAUUAAUGCUGCUAAAGUAUACAAUGCUAUCCCUUUCAAAAGAUGCCUAAAACAAAAAUGAACAUAUCACAAGAGGAAUGAAGUAUCUUUAAACAAUCUCUGUAUAACCGAUUCAUUUGAUAUAAUAAAACAAGACCUAUACGAUAUACAUGUCUGACCCUUAACAGUAAUGUCCUUACAGUCAUAUGAGGUUAGGAGAGGAAAACUUCACACUAAUUAGAAGCCUUAUGAGAUCAAUCUACUUUUUUAUUUUAUGUGUUGGAUAUUUGAAUUCCCUUGUUGGUAACCAAGAUAAGCUUCAGCGUGCGUGCGGUAUGGUAUCGCUUCCUCCAUGUCUGUCAUGUAAGAAAGACACACAGACAAACACAUAUAUUUAGUGCUAUAUGUUUUAUCAUUCUGUUAAAAGGUUUUUUUGGGCAAUAUGAUUAAACACUCACAUAUGAUACCUCAAUCAGUAUAAGGCAAAAAAGCAAUUUUUAUUUCUUAAAGGGAUUUGAAACCCAAAAAAUCUGUUAUAAGUCAGAUAUAACCUACAGUUUAAAAAAAAACAACUUCCAAUUUAGUUCUAUUAACAAAUUUGCUUCAUUUCCAUGAUAUUCAUUGUUGAAUGGAUACCCAGCUAAGUUUUUGAGCACUACAUGGCAGGAUAUAGUGCUGCCAAUUAGAGCUCUUGCAAAUGGGCAGCAAAACUGGUGCCGUAUAGUGCUCCAGGCACGUGCACGCUCCUGAGCUUACAUCCCUGCUUUUCAACAAAAGAUACCAAGUGAAAAAAAGACAUUUUAAUAAAAGUUAUUGAAUGCUCUAUCUGAACCAUGAACAAUGUUGGGUUUCAUGUCCCUUUAACUUCUUUAGUAAUAUUUGCUGGAGGUCACCCAGGCACCUUCUGUUUAUCUUAUAACUUUUUAUGAACUUUUAUAUGAAAAGACUAAUAUUAUUAGUGGCGCUACAAUGAUCCCCCCCCUUUGUAAUAAUCUCUGAAAAUUGAGGAUUUUUUAAUUCUCAUAACUAAAAAAACACAUUGUAGACUUCUCAAAGCUGACCCUGCUCCAUAUCUGUCACUAAUUGUCUUGAACAGAUAAGAACUUCAAAACACUGCACUUAAAGGGAUACUGAACCCAAAUGUUUUUUUUCAUGAUUCAGACAGAGCAUGCAACUUAAACUUUCUAAUUUAUUCCUAUUAUCACUUUUUCUUUGUUCUCUUGCUAUCUUUAUUUGAAAAAGCAGGAAAGCAAGCUUAGGCCCAUUUUUGGUUCACCACCCUGGGUAGUGCUUGCUGACUGGUGGCUGUACCAAAGAUGGGCCGGCUUGUAAGCUUACAUUUCUGCUUUUUCUUUUUCUUUUUUUAAAUAUAUCUUUAUUUACCAAUUCGGUGUACAGAUCAUGUAAGAAAUAAAACACAAGGAGAACAAAAUAAGAGGGACCAGGGGGAUACGAAAAUCUUGUAAAUACAGUACAGUUAAAGCAAGUACAGGAAACUUCACAGUCUCUAUAUAUAAACAAACUUUUUCUUCAAAUCUUAAAACAGACUGUAUAACAUUUCUGCUUUUUCUAAUAAAGAUACCAAGAGAACAAAGAAAAAUUGAUAAUAGGAGUAAAUUAGAAAGUUGCUUAAAAUUGCAUGCUCUAGCUGAAUCAUGAAAUAAAAAAAUUGGGUUCAAUAUCCCUUUAAUACUAACAAUAUGUGCAUGGCUAGCCUUGUCAGAUGCAGAUUCAAAUUAGGCAAAUAAUAACUGGAGUUGUGGCUAUUGAAAAACAAUUACAGCAAACAAGAUAUUUGUUUUUAAAAUGUUUAGACUUGAAUAGUAUGUUAUUCUAUAGCAAGAUAACAGCUAUGUCUAGUAAUUACACAGUGUUUAAAAUCCCUUUAAGAGUUUACAUACACAAUAAAACAUUUCUGAUAUUGGUUAUACAUUCCCAGCGUUGGAUGAAUAUGCAUUGUUUUAUUGCAUAUAAAAUGAAGCGCUUGUGCAGUGUUUAAAAACAUUUUGUUCCUCCUAUUUGUACUACAAUACGUCCUUGCAGUUUGUAUAUUGAAAUCAGUGGAAUCAUUUUGGAGCCACCUUGGUUGUCAUCUUUAUUUGCCGCAAAUAUUUCUUACAUCAAGUAAUGUUUUUAUAUUCUACACACACUAUGCAAACUCAAGUAACAGACUUCAAACCCAAGUCGUAUGUGAAUGUUAUAUGGAAAAUACAUUUUUUUUAAAGCCAACUCUUACUCAGACAUCCCAACUCUCCCUGAAGUUCACGGAGUCUCCCUGAUUUUAAUAGCGACUCCCUGAUGCCAGCAAAUGGAAUGCAAUCUCCCUGAAACUCCAAGUACCAUGAUCCAAUGUGGCCCAAAUCCGGAAAAGUGUUUCUUUAAGGAAUGCCUUUAGUUGCUGGGAUGUUAUAGAACCCUCAAAGCAUGCAUCAGUAACCAAAAAGCCCCCACUGAUUUUAAUAAAAUAAAACACAAAUACUUCCUUAUUUACUGCACAUAAUUAAACUUUGUAUUUAAAAUAUUUAAGCAUUCAACAAGCAUAUGAUCACUUUUUUUUUUUAAUGUGCCUUUAGUGGGUAGCUACUUUAAUGAUGUUUCUAUCUUAUUUAGGGUUUCAAGGUGUCCAAUAUAUACCUGGGAGGGGUGGGGGGUGGCGGCGCCACCUCCCUGAAAUGAGUUUUGCAGGUUGGGAUGUCUGUUGUACUGGUCCUAUUGAUGUAAAAUCUUAUUAAAUGAAUUCCAUUAAAACUGUAGAAAAAAAGCAUAACUCUUGUUCUCGCUGGUCCUGUAUGAAAACAUAUUAGCCAAUAGUAUAUCCUAAUUCUUAUCUACAGUGUUCUGUCAAUGGUUGUGCACAUUAUUAUUAUUAUUAUUAUUGUGUAAAAAUAAAAAAAUCAGUGUUGCUUUCUUUAAAGGGUCAUGAAGGGCAAAACUAAUCUUUCACAAAUCAGAAAGAGCAUGCAGUUAAAAUAAAAAUGCCAAUUUACUUCUUUUAUCAAAUUAGUCUCACUCCUAGGUACGAAACAGGACCACUAUGCAGCAAACCCUGCUGCCACAUAGUGCUUGACACAUGCAAGAUCCUGAGCAUACCUAGAUAUGCUCUUCAAUAAAGGACACCGAGUCAUUUUUUUUAUUGCGUGCUCUAUCUAAAUCAUGAAAGUUUCAUUUUGAAUUUCAUGCCCCUUAAGAGUAAUAUAUUCAAUAGGACAUUAUUGUUCUAGCUGCCUGUUUAAACUGUCCCGAGCUAAACAAUAAACUGCCUUUAUAUUGCUGUUAUUGCCAUUCCAUAUGGGUUGCUGGGGGUAUCAAGCACUAUUUGUUAUUAAUGAAGACUACAGUAUUUCCUAGUGAAUAGGGAAGGACAAUUGUACGUUCUGUCAAUCCGCUGAUGUGAGACAGAACAUUUCGGGACAGGGCUCAGGAAUCUCUCCUAACAAAAGCUAAGAAGCUUUUUAAGUGUGCAAACAACUCUUUUUUAGAUCCUUCAUUGUCCUUGUUUUUUGGAUGGGUGUGGGAGAUGUUGACCUAUUUUAUUAUCUCUAUCCUAAACCCUUGAUACACUUUAGCAGAUUUAUGACUCUUUAAGUUCUGACCUUAACCCUUCAACCUUUUAAUACCUGGAUUACCUGUAUCCCAGUAACAGCAUUAUACUGAGGGAGCACCUGAUCGUUAGUAUGGAGCAAUCAGCGGUUUUGAAUUAUUCACUUCCCCUGUUUCAAAUCAUUUUUUCACAGUUGAAUAAUAAUGGGGGGGAGGGGGAGGGAGCGUAAGUAAUGACUAACAAUACUAAAAUAAUGUAUAUUAAAGGAACCCUAAACAUAUCUUGAUUUUGUGUAUAGAUUGUUCUUUGUGUCACACUCCCUGGGGAGCCCAAAAAGCAAAAAGGUUUUAUUCAAAAUGCUGCAAAUUCCAAAAUCCAGACUUUUUCAUUAAUAUUUUUUUAAUUUUUUUAAAAAAAUUACAGUUUUUCCCAGACAGUAAGUCACAAUCAUCUCUCCCUGUGUCUUUGGUUUGGUUUUUGUGUUCAAAAAAGCAAAUCCAUUCUCCUGCUUCUCUCUUUCAAUAUAUAUAUAUAUAUAUAUAUAUAUAUAUAAACACAACAUUAUUAAAAUAAUACAUUAUUUGUCUUUGUGCCUGUAUCCCUUGUAUGCUUAUAAAGUAUUUCCAUUUCUGAAAAAAAUAUAUACUUUUAAUGUAAAACAUUUCUGAAAAUAAAAUGUGAUCAAUAAAUUGUA